AUGCAGGCAGUUGAACAGGGCUGCAAUGUCUGUACCUUGCUGCACGAUGCGCUUCAACCUGGAGUCGCUGCUCGCCUCGAGAAGCUUGAUCUCGAAACCCGGAAGAACAUAGCCUGGCCUUUGGAAGAGUCUCUCGAUUCUUUCCUGAUAUGGAUAAAGCUCGCUAUUUCUCAUGAGUCUCCAAGUGUCGGGAUCUGUUUAGAAUUCAAUGCUGCAACGAAAGGUUCGGAAGGCCCGUUCCGAGAAUCAACAAACGUGAUUCUUGUGCAGCUGGAUCUUGACCAUGGCUCUGUCGCGAGCCCUGUGUCGUUGCGAGUGAGUCCUUCGAGCGACUCGCGUACUGCUUGGGGUCUGAUGAAACAUUGGAUCAGUCAAUGUAAGCAAAAACACCUAGACCGCGGUCUACGGGCUGGUGUCGCAGGACUAUGGUACCCAACUCGACUACUCGAUUUGGGACACCCCGAAUCAACAAGCACGCCACGGCUCAUUGAGACAGCUUUCAGCUUACCAAAAAGCCCUUACCUAACGCUCAGCCACUGCUGGGGGAAGAAGCAACUGAUCUGCGCCACGAAAGAAAAUCUGCAAAGUCUGUAUAGCGGCGUCUAUAAUCUACCGCAAACAUUUCAAGAUGCCGUCGUUGCAACGAGGAACCUAGGAUAUCGUUACCUGUGGAUAGAUAGUCUAUGCAUCGUGCAAAAUGACCAGGAAGAUUGGGCUAGAGAAGCAGCUCUGAUGCACAGAGUGUAUACCGAGGCAGAUUGCAACCUUGCCGCGGCAGCGUCACGAGACAGCAGUGGAGGAUUGUUCUUCAGACGCCAGGGAUUGUACGGCCAAUGUGUCGUGAAGAGCGUGCGAGGAGACGUCAUUGACAUCUUUGCUGACCAAGACCUAUUCCUGAAGGAAGUCAACCGCUCCCCUCUACAGACGCGUGCAUGGGUGUAUCAAGAGUGGCUGAUGUCGAAAAGAACAAUCCACUUCGCCAAAAGCCAGGUCUUCUGGGAGUGCGAUCAUCUUUGCGCUUGUGAGGUGUUUCCUGACGGGCUUCCUAAUAUCAUCAGACACGACGGAAAAGCGAAGUUUGCAGAAGACCUUGACAGCGCAAAAAAUCUGUUGAGCCGAGAUAUGAAAGUAGAUACAAGUCGUAUUCGUCCAGACCCGUUUCAGCUUUGGUCAGGCCUCGUUACCCACUAUACCUCUCGCGACAUGACAAAGUCGAAUGAUCGAUUGCCCGCCUUAUCCGGUAUCGCGAAAUGGCUACAGCCGCAUCUCGGAAAUCCUGGAUACCUGGCUGGUAUUUGGAACAACAGCGACAUUCAUCGCCAGCUCGCGUGGUACACAUACAAUACCAAGUAUCCAAGGCCGCAAUACAGAGCCCCGAGUUGGUCAUGGGCAUCAAUCGAUGGCGGCACAUUUUGGUCAAAUGCGCCUGCCAUAUUUACUCCCCAGUCAGAGAUUAUCGACAUCUCGACCACUCGUGGCAGCAGUGAUCCCACAGGACCAGUCACUGGCGGUCAUAUCCUGAUCAAAGGCAAUAUGGGCCGUGUACAAAUCAUUGAUCACGAGUCGCGCCCGGUUCUGCGCAGAGAGGACGAUGUAACAGAGAGCUAUAGGCGGUAUGUUACGUUCCGCGGAUUUGAUAUCAGCGGCCUCCAGUUUGGCCUGUACUACGUACUGCACCUUGGCACAGAGACCAUCCAACCCCGUAAGAUAUACUCCUCAUCUUCGGGGGAGGACUACUUUUCCGCUACAUAUUUAGUUCUUAGACCUGUUAGUGGACAGCACGGGGCCUUUGAGAGAUGUGGGCUUGUCGACGAGUGUUAUCCUGUUGACGGCGCACAUCGAACACUGACAGACAAAGGACCACGGAGUAGACAAAAUAUACCUUGCGAAGAGUAUGUUGAGCAUGAAGGGACUUACAGGAUCCGUAUAGUCUAG
Messenger RNA from Fusarium fujikuroi IMI 58289, 1935 nucleotides. RefSeq names its product related to tol protein. The record is from RefSeq and is a predicted model, not a curated record. Lineage: Eukaryota; Fungi; Ascomycota; Sordariomycetes; Hypocreales; Nectriaceae. The transcript has 2 exons. Bases 1 to 1935 code for a protein of 644 amino acids.